This is a messenger RNA of Pseudopipra pipra, 4839 nucleotides long. It is a transcript of the gene LSG1, whose product is annotated as large 60S subunit nuclear export GTPase 1. Gene Ontology annotation, molecular function: GTPase activity; GTP binding. The record is from RefSeq and is a predicted model, not a curated record. Gene Ontology annotation, cellular component: cytosol. The transcript is spliced from 16 exons. NCBI's taxonomy places the organism in Eukaryota, Metazoa, Chordata, Aves, Passeriformes, Pipridae. The coding region runs from base 2085 to 4079 and encodes 664 amino acids. Gene Ontology annotation, biological process: ribosomal subunit export from nucleus.
GGCCCGCCUCGCUCUUGCUCCAGAUCUUGCAGACGGCCAGGUCGGUGCAGCCCUCGCCCUUGGACUGGAUGGUGGUGGCGUUGCCCAGGUAGAGCACAGUAAAGAAAAGAAAUUCCAGCGUUGCAGAGAAUGGCACUUCAUCAGGAUUUGGAUAAACGCUCGACAAAAGGGGAGCGGUGAAAACAGAAGAUGCUGCUGUGCACAUAAAUCCAAUGGCUUAAGGUGACAUCUGACACCUACACAUGGUGUGGCACUCCUGUGGUUCCUUCUCCCCUCGAGGUGUUCUGCUGAACCACAGCUCCUCAGACCCACGCCUGCCCCAUGCUUCUUAGCAGCUGCCACCUGCCUGAGCAGUGCCUGCGAGCUGCAAGGCCAAGAGCAACCCCAGCCACUCCUCUGAGACGUGUGGGCAUGGCAGUCUCCCCGUGGAAGAGGGAGUUGCCUUGCCAAAGCCCUGCCUGCCUCCAGCUGUAGGCAGAGGAACCUGUUUUGGGCCUCAGGCUGGAGGCUCAGCAGGCAGGUGUUUGCUCUGGGUGGGAUGGAGCGGGCAAGGAGCCCCCCACACCUUCCUGCAGUGCUGCUUCCUGAGGGAGAGUAGAGCCAGGGGGCUGGUGCUGGUACACAGACGCUUCUGAUAAUGACGCCCACAGAACUGUUUGCAGAGUCACACUGGGCUCUGCCAUCCCAAUUGAAGUGAUCCAUGUUCAGGAAUGAAAACCUUAAAUUUUCGCAGCAUGGCUUGCACAGGCUAGUGAGCCCCAUGUCUCUGCAACAGCCCUUGGGCAUACCUGGCUGCAAACCCCAGUGGCAUGUAAAGUGAGGAGGAACGCUGACCCCCUUGCCCUGCCCACUGCCUCCCCAGCCCCAAGGCAGCAGCACUACCAUUUCUGCACUGCCUUCUUCUGUGGAGGUUUAUCAGCCCCUCCACUGGGGACUCCACGUGGUGACUAGGGAGCAGCAGCACCCUUAGCAUACCUGCCUCUUGGAAGUGCAGCUUUAGGGAAGGCGACUUAUGGUUACAUCCCUGCUCGAGGAUGGAAUCUGUCUCAGCUCAGUUCCUCACCGUCCUUGCUCACCAGUCAGUGUACCAGACCACUGCAGCCUUUCUUGCUUUGUUAAUGGGUCUAGUUAUCUUCAGGUUUGUCUCUUUCCUGCUGUGUGGCAACUGUUUCAGUUCUGGAUGUGGAUGAUUGCCACAUGCUUCAGCAACUGAAGAGCAUAUUGCAAAUCGUGAUGGUCUGUAACAGCAAUUCCUAAACAAAAUGCUGACCACUCCGAGCCCUGUGCUGGGCUGAGGAGUUGUGCCACAGCCUUUGGAUGAAAUCUGGUAGCAGGGAGCAGCCCAGUUAAGUUUGGGGCACCUGCUCCAAGUGUGGGGCUAUUCCAGUGGCGUUGGAUGUCUGUAUUUCACUGCCAGGAGGAGAAGCUGAAGCACAAGCCUUGCAGGGUCAGGACAUGCUGGCAGCACCCGUGAUGUGUAGGACAUGCACGCUGGGGGCUUAUCUGCAUGGCACUGUAGCCUGGGGGAGUGCAGCAGCCUGCUCUCUAUUUAUGCAAUAUCCCAGCAGCGACUGAGCAUCACCUGCCUGGUGUGCACGCUUAGAAAGCUUGAGCAAGGCGUGGGAAAGUCUGUAAGAUACCAUCUCUGCCCUGCAGCCCAGCACUGGCAGCACAGUGAGUGCUGCACUUGGCCCUUGGCAGACCCCACUCCCUGACCCACUCCAUCCCUCUCCUGCCCUGCCCACUCCAGUCUGCACUGGAGCUUGUAGGCUUUGGGGUGCAUGGUGCCCCUCUGAGGCACAGACAGGUGGCCAGCUGCCCACCACCUCUGUUGGAGGGGGAUGGCCAGGCUGCCCAUGCUGGAUGCCCUGCAGCCGUGUGGGGAGAUGCCGGGGCCUGUCUGAUGGAAGAGGGUGAAACCCUGCAGGGAGCAGCCCCACUUCAUGGAUGACUUUUGUACCUAGCAGCUGGAAUUGGAGCUGCUGUGGGUCUCUGAUUGGGGAGAGUAGUGGGAAGAGGUGCUGGGGAAAGUUGAUAUGACAAAACCAAAAUAAUUCAUGGGAAUGUACUGAUUUUGUCAGUGUAUGAAAACUUAUCAGGUUUUCUCCUCUCAGGUAGCAGGAGAGCUUGUUGUGGUGCAGCAGCUGAAGUGCAACAGUCAAAGUGAAACAUUGCAUACCAGCAUUUCGCUCCACGCCAGCGAGGUGGCCGCCGAGCGCGGCCCGGAGCUGCGGUCGGCGCCCGAGCAGAGCCCGCUGGAGGAGUUCCUGGCCACGGCCGAGCUCGCCGGCACCCGCUUCGUGGCCGAGCGUCUGAAUGCCCAGAUCGUGUCUGCCCAGAGCUGCACGGGCCUGCUCACAGCCCAGGAGGCUCAGCGCAUCCAGCAGCUGCACCAGGAGAACCAGGAGUUCCUGCGCAUCCCGCGGAGGCCACGCUGGGAUAGGACAACCAGCGCAGAGGACUUGAAGCAAGCGGAGAGGGAAAGCUUUCUUGAGUGGAGGCGACAGCUUGCCCACCUUGAGGAAGAGAAAAAGUUAAUUCUAACCCCAUUUGAACGAAACUUGGAAUUUUGGCGUCAGCUUUGGAGAGUCAUUGAAAGAAGUGACAUUGUAGUCCAGAUAGUAGAUGCUAGAAACCCCCUUCUGUUUAGAUGUCAAGAUCUGGAAAGUUACGUUAAGGAAGUCAGUAAUGACAAGGAGAACAUGAUCCUGAUCAACAAAGCAGAUUUGUUGAGUGAGGAGCAGCGGGCUGCUUGGGCACAGUUCUUUGAGAAGGAGGGUGUGAAGGUGGUGUUCUGGUCAGCAUUGGCAGAGUGUAAACGGCUGUCUGGAGAAGCAAAGGUACUGUGGGAACAGGACGCUGAAGGUGUAGCAGAGCACCCGAGUGAUUCUGAGGAUGAAAGCUCCAGUCAAGAAGAAGACAACACAGCACAAGGUAGCGCAGAAAGCACAUCCACAGACAGUGCUUUGCAAACUGUAAACCAAGUUCUGCUUAGUGAUGAUGACAGCAGUGAUGAAUAUGAAGACUGUGAAGAAGAUGAAGAGGAGGCCUGGCAAACCUGUUCUGAAGAUGAAGAUGAGGACAGCAUAAAUGCUAUUGCUCCAGAGAGGAUGGGAAACAGGACUGAUGGUGCUGCAGUGAAGCAUGUAGUGCAAGAGCAGAACAGGAAUGUCAGGAACUUCAGCCAUCUAGUACAGAGAAAUGAGCUGCUGGAGAUAUUCAAAACCAUGCACGAUGGACCAAGGGUGAAGGAUGGGGAAGUAAAUGUUGGGCUGGUGGGUUACCCUAAUGUUGGCAAAAGUUCAACCAUCAACACAAUCCUUGGAAACAAGAAGGUGUCUGUGUCUGCUACACCAGGCCGUACAAAACACUUCCAGACCCUGUAUGUGGAGCCUGGCCUGUGCCUUUGUGAUUGCCCUGGUCUGGUGAUGCCAUCUUUCGUCUCUACCAAGGCAGAAAUGAUUUGUUCUGGAAUUCUGCCUAUAGACCAGAUGAGGGACCAUGUCCCACCUAUUUCUCUAGUUUGCCAGCAUAUCCCACGAAACAUUUUGGAAGCAACCUAUGGAAUAAGUAUUAUAAGGCCAAGGGAAGAUGAGGAUCCAGAUCGAAAGCCAACAGCUGAAGAGCUGCUAACAGCAUAUGGAUAUAUGAGAGGCUUUAUGACAGCUCAUGGACAGCCAGACCAGCCGAGAUCAGCUCGAUACGUGUUAAAAGACUAUGUCAAUGGGAAGCUGUUAUAUUGCCACCCACCUCCUGGUAUUGACCCAAAUGAUUUUCAGCACCAGCAUCAAAGAUGCCUGGAGAGCAGAACUGUGCAGGCCCCUGGACAGGUGAAGCCUGAGAAGAAUACCAAAGCAAAGCAGAUUGAAAAUGUGGUGGACAAAACGUUCUUCCACCAGGAGAACGUCCGUGCCCUCAUGAAAGGGGUCCGGGCUGCAAUGGGAUACCGGCCUGGCAGCGGCCUCGUGCCUGUGACUGCAUCCAAUCCUGGGAAUGUGGUAGGAAAGCCCUGGAAAAAACAUGGAAACAGGAACAAGAAGGAGAAAAUCCGCAGGAUCACCAAGCACCUGGAGGCUUAGCUGUGGCACCAGUACUGGGCUUUUCCAGGGCAGGGACUGCACUGUCCCACAGGCCUUAAUUGAGGGGUAAAAUAAAACAGAUAAGUGGGCAUCACUAGCUCACCUGGUAGCUCUGUGCUGUGGAUUGGCCUGGGCAGGGGUAAGGGUGGGCUCUGGUAGUUGGAGCUCAUCCCUACUGGGAACAAAAGAGACCUGGCUGUUUGUGUUAUCUGGAAGCCAGCCCAGAUGUUUGACUGCUGCUGAAACAUCCUUUCAAUGGGAGCAGAUGGAGCCAUGCGGGAGUGUUUUUUCCUUCCAUAAAGGAUGUAUUUUAUGGCUGUUGCAAUCAAAGCAAGCCCUGUAAAUCUGACUAAAAUCUUUAUAAACAGUUGAACUUCAAUGAGUGAUGUUUGUUACAUUAUGAGACACUAUUGCUCAUCUCCUUUUUUUUUUCUGUCUUUAAAGCUGGUUUGUUGAUUUGACAGAACACUUUAGUGUGUUGAAAAAUGAGGUAAAGUGAUCUUUAUUGCCCUCUUCCUUCUCUGCUGUGCCAGACCUAUUCUGUAGAAUCUGGUACUGAAACCACUCCCAAUUUCCCAGCUUGAGCAGAGCAUGGCACACUGUGCAAGGAAAAUGCUUAUUUUAUGUCCUUCACGCUGAGCUGGUAUCAGUUGUUUUCCUGUGUGACUUCCCACUGGUAUUUUAAAACAUUAGCUCUGUUUGACUGGCUAAAAAUCUGGUGCUAAUUUGUCCUUAAAUAUAUUUGAGAUUUUACUUCCUA